AUGGAUGACAUUGCUAUUGUCGGAUAUUCAUUCAAGUUUCCCCAAGAUGCUAAGGAACAGUCCAGUUUCUGGGAGGUCCUUCAGAAUCGAAAGAACCUGAUGACUGAAUGGCCUAAGGAACGCCUAAAUGUUGACUCGUUCUACGGGGAGAGGUCCAAUACAUCAAGCACUAUGAAUUGCCGUGGUGCGCAUUUCAUCGAUGAAGACCCAUCGGUCUUUGAUGCCCCUUUUUUCUCCAUUACGGCCAAGGAAGCUGCUGCUAUGGAUCCACAGCAGAGAUGGGCGCUGGAAACAUCUUACCGUGCGUUUGAAAAUGCUGGGAUUCCCGCAGAGAACCUCAAGGGCUCUAAUACAGCAGUAUUCGGAGCUUCAUUCUGGAGUGACUACUUAGGAUUAUAUUCUAAAGAUAUCGAUAAUCUUCCUAGUAUGGGGGUCACCGGAAUUGCUUCUUCCAUGAUUCCAAACCGGCUGAGUUGGUAUUUUGACUUGCGUGGCCCCAGCGUUCAUAUUGAUACUGCUUGUUCAAGUAGUAUGGUUGCUGUGGAUCUUGCAUGUCAAGCAAUUUCUAAUGGUUCUGCUACAGCCGCGCUGGUGGUUGGAACAAACCUACUUCUUGGUCCGGAAUGCUCAAUACUACUUUCGAAUAUGCACUUCCUAUCUCCGGAAAGUCUAUGCUACAGUUUUGACGCUCGCGCAAAUGGGUACGCGAGGGGAGAGGGUAUUGCUGCAAUAGUACUUAAACCGGUUGCUGGUGCCGUUCGCGACGGCGAUAUGAUUCGAGCUGUCAUUCGUUCAAUUGGUUCUAACCAAGACGGGAAGACACCUAGCCUUACGCAACCGAGUUUGCAAGCUCAGGAAUCUUUGAUUCGCAGCGUGUAUGAGAAAAAGGGGCUUAGUCUCGGUGCUACCCGUUACUUCGAAGCACAUGGAACCGGAACUCCCGUAGGGGAUCCCAUCGAGAUGAAAGCCAUCGGGCAAGCUUUCCGAGAUUAUCGUUCUAAUGAGGAGCCACUUUAUGUUGGUUCCGUCAAAUCCAACAUCGGGCACCUGGAAGGAUGCAGUGCCUUGGCUGGGAUUAUAAAAGCUAUCGCCAUGCUUGAAAAGGGUGUUAUUCCGCCCAACGCUCUAUUUGAAAAUGCGAAUCCCAACAUUGAUCUCCAAUGGCUCAAAUGCGUGGUUCCUACUCAAUCCAUUCCUUGGCCAUCCCAAGGCCUACGGCGAAUUUCUGUGAAUUCUUUUGGUAUUGGUGGAACAAACUCGCACCUAGUCAUGGAUGAUGCAUUCCAUUAUAUAACGGAACGUGGCCUAAACGCCAACCACGCCACUAUUCCCUCAAGGACACGAUUCGUAGGAAAUCCACCCACAUUCACCGAAUAUCCCACGAGCAGUGUACAUUCUAGUGUGGCUUCGGAUAUGGCUCGGCGAUUUUCUCCUAUGAACUUUGAGAAAACUCUUGGAUCCUCAGAUGAGGCAGAGGUAGUUAGUGUUAGCUCAGAGGCUAGUAGUAUUGCACUGACGCCCCUGUCCUCCCAAAAUCCCUCUUACCUUCGACUUCUUAUAUGGACUGCAGCUGAUGAAGGGGCUCUUGAGCGUGUAGUUCUAGGUUAUAACCAUUUCUGUCAGUCGUUCUCACUCGCCCACGAGGACAAUCUCGACCGGUUGGCGUAUACAUUGGCGAAACGACGCAACCUUAUGCCAUGGCGAAGCUACGCCGUGGUGGACAGUUCCAAAAUGACAACCAAAUUACGCACUUCUAAAGCAACUCGAGCGCCACUGUCUCCAUCAGGCCUUGCUGUCGUCUUCACGGGUCAAGGCGCUCAAUAUGCCAAUAUGGGAGUAGACCUUAUGCAAUUUGAUUGUUUCAGGGACAUGUUACGGAGUAUUGACCGUAUAUAUCAAUCUCUAGGAUCACAGUGGUCACUUUUCAGGGUGAUUGCAGACGAAGACAAAAUCAAUCAACCGACAUACAGCCAGCCUCUUUGCACUGCUCUUCAGAUUGCCUUGGCUGAGCUCUUGAGAAGCCUUGGCAUCGUUCCAAAUGCUGUUGUUGGCCAUUCAUCAGGAGAAAUUGCUGCUGCAUACUUGGUCGGUGGACUUUCCUUGCGCUCAGCUUGCAAGGUCGCCUUGUACCGUGGUCAAGUUUCAGAAAAGCUGAAGGAAGCUCUUUCACGUCCUGGUGCCAUGAUGUCGGUAAACCUUACAGAAGAUCAAGUUGUGGAAUAUUUAGGCGGUGCGGACUUGUUGGCCUCACGUCGCCCUAUCCACGUCGCCUGUAUCAAUAGUCCAUCCAAUUUAACUCUGUCCGGUGACGAAGAGGCCAUUGAUAAACUAGGAGACCGUCUUACAAAAUUGGGUAUCUUUGCUCAAAAACUCAAUACCGGCGUUCCAUACCACUCUCCUACCAUGCAUUCGAUUGCAUCCGAAUACCAGGACCUAAUGGGAGAUUUAGAACCACGUGCUCUGGAGGGCACAACCGCAAUUAGGAUGAUUUCAAGCGUGACUGGGGAUAUUAUUACAUCAUCGUCAUUAACAUCUCCGACCUACUGGGUUAAAAAUUUGAUAUCUCCAGUUCGGUUUUCCGACGCCAUCCAAACUCUUGCUCGGCCAAUCCUGGGUAGAAGUGCGGGUAUAGGAGAUAUUAUCGAGGUUGGGCCCCAUUGUGCCUUGCGACGCCCCAUCAAAGAUACCUUGGGCACGAUUGACGCGGUGGCUGGUAAUAUCGAGUACUCUGCAGUUCUUAUAAGGCAGAAAGCUCCAUUACAAACACUCUUGGAAAGCCUUGGGAGUUUAUUCUGUCGUGGCCACGCCGUUUCUAUAUCAGCCGCAAACCAACACGACCGAGUUGUUGCAGAUCUGAUUCCAUUCCUCGUUGAUUGCCCGGAAUACCCGUUUGAUCGUAGCAACACAUACUGGGCCGAGUCUAGGCUUAGUAAGGAUCUGAGACGUCGUGAGCCGACGCGGAAUGAUGUCCUCGGCCCUAGGUUCUAUGAUAACCCCUAUCUUCUGAGGUGGAGAACGUUCCUAAGCAUUGCUUCCAUGCCGUGGAUCAAAGAUCAUAUGGUUUCUGAUACGAUCAUAUUUCCCGGUAUGGGAAUGAUCACAAUGGCUCUCGAAGCAGUCAGGCAGGCGAGUCGAAAACAACAUCAACAUGAAAUAUUUGGUUAUAAUAUCAAAGAAGCUCAUUUCUUGAGCCCUAUUCUUGUAUCUGAAACUAUACAUCACAAGACCGAGACGAUACUCCAUCUUCGGCCGAGGAGGAAACCAUACGAAAAACAGUCAACGUGGUUUGAAGUGGAGAUAUACGCACUUUCAGAUGAUAAAUGGGAUGAGUGCUUCAAAGCUUUGAUUGGAGUGGAGUUUGUAAAACCAAAUCACGAAGCUGUCGCUUUAAGACAGGGGCAACUCACGAAGUCGCAUCUCACAGAACAAUAUGCCGCCGCUGAAGCGACUUGCACGAAGUCUAUUGAUACGCAGAAAUUCUACAAAUACUCAGCAGAUCAUGGCUUACAAUAUGGCAACUGGUUUCAACUACUUAAGGAUAUUCUAUGGGAUGGGGGGAGAAUCGCCACAGCUAGGGUGGACAUUUCCAGUCCAUAUCAUACCACCGAUCUUGUCCACCCCGUCCUAUUAGAUGCUGCAUUGCAACUUCUUCAAGCACAACGCUCACAAGGCUUAUCAAAGCCAGUCACCACGAGUGUGCCACAUAGCAUAUCCGACGGAUGGAUUUCAGCUACGGGAUGGCUACAACCGAAUACAUUCUCCGUACGGUAUCUGACCAACGUUACUCCUAGUGCUAAAAGUAGAGACACUGAGUGUACUAUAACUGGUCUAUCUGAGGACGGACAAGUAUUGUGUACCUUCCCGAAGGUGAUAUUACGGUCAACAUCGAAGAGCGAGACUACCGACUUAUCGAACAAGAGAUUCGUGUGGGGUAUUGAUUGGAAGCCACAUUUAAGUUUACUCGACCCAUAUCAGCUACACCAUGCGUGCAAUACUGGACAGCUUAAGGACGAGUCAGAGUGGUCAGAAUAUAACGUAAAACUUGAGUCCGUGCUUGGCCAAGUUCUACAUACCACUUAUAGCCAAAUCGUCGGUGAAGGGCUCGUAAUCCCCAGCCAUAUGAAACAAUACGUUGCUUGGAUAGAAUACUACGUCAAGCACAAGCUGGGGGAUAUCUCUUACCCUACAACCGACGGCGUUAGCCUCAAUGACCAACUUCAAUACCUCGAGCAGCUAUAUCCAUCUUGGGGUUACAUGGUGAGAGUGGCACGCGACCUUCGGGAUAUCUUGACCGGGAGACAGGAUCCUCUUCACAUCGCAUACAGUACAGGCUUAGCCGAAGCCCUCUAUGUGGAUGCAUCUGAUAAAAUGUGUGAUAACCGAUUUAGUUCUAUGCUCGAGCUGUUGUCACAUGAGAAACCGGAUUUGAAGAUUCUCGAAGUGGGUGCUGGGACCGGCGGACUAACUAGACGAAUCUUGUCUCUCUUCCGGGACCUUGAGAAGCGUACUGGUGCAAGUACCUUUUCUAAAUACAUGUAUACCGACAUCUCGCCAGCUCUUUUUGAAAGGGCUGCUGAGACUUUCUCAGACUUCAAAGAUCGUAUUGCAUUCAAGACAUUUGACCUGGAACGCGAUCCUUGUCAGCAAGGCUUUGAGUCCGAAAUGUACGACCUAAUAAUUGCAGGCAGCGUCUUACAUGCUACAACAAACCUAGGAACCGCCACACAGAAUAUUCGAAGACUUCUUAGGCUGGGCGGUCACUUUCUCAAUGUCGAAAUAGUCGUUCCCGAAAAAACGGCCAUGCACUUUGCGUUUGGCACUCUACCCGGAUGGUUCUCGAAGAAUGAUGGUCUGAGAGAUUCGAACCCAAUUGUGGAUGAGGCAACAUGGGAUCAGGUGCUUCAAGACUACGGGUUCACGAAGAACAUCCUAACCAUCAGGGACUUUACAACCGAGAAUUGCCACCUUUUGAGCGCCAUGUUAUCCACAGCUACCGAGCAGCAAAAACCUGCAAAAAAUCCCAUCUCGAGUCUUCUUAUAAUCGUAAACGAACGAUCGAAGCUCCAAGCUGCCCUUGCCCAGUCGUUUCUAGAAGGGCUCUGCGCGGAUAAUCAAUAUCAAUGGAAGGUCGUUUCCAUUAAUGAGGUUCAACAUGAACACCUCAGCGAUGCCGAUAUUACUAUCUGCCUGGUCGAAUAUGGCGGACCCCUCCUACAUAGGGUGAGCGGCGAUGAGUAUGAUUCGCUUAAACUAAUUAUCCGACACUGCCAAAGACUGCUGUGGGUUACAUGCGCGGAAAUCAAUGAUAUGACUUAUCCUUUUCAUGGUGUUAUGCAGGGUUGGCUCCGAAGUAUGCGUUCCGAAAGCUUCGAAAAACAUAUUGUCACUCUCAAUAUCGAGGCAAAUGAGCACGACACCGUUUCCCCUAUAGCAAAUAUAACCAAGGUGUUCGAGGCGUCUUUUCUAAGGAAUUCACCCGAACUUGAGUAUAUUGUGCGAGACGGACGACUCCUCAGCGGGCGUCUAACCCAGGAGCCGGAGCUCGACAGUUCUAUAUGCGACCUCAUCUCCCCACAGUUGAAAAAGCAGCCGUUAGUGCUUGACGGAGAUUGUCCUAUGAGACUUGCUCUGGGCAGUAUUGGCAUGCUGGAUACUAUUCAUUUUGUCGAAGAUGUGGAUUACUACCUAGAACUUGGCCCUGAAGAUAUCGAAAUCGAGGCCAAGGCGUGGGGGCUUAGUUUUCGAGAUUUGUUCGCGGCACUCGGGCGUCUGAAUGAAAACGACUUGGGGGCCGAUUACGCCGGGAUCGUAACGAGGAUUGGAUCCGCAUGCAAAACGGAUCUUCGACCUGGUGAUCGCGUUUGCGCGUUGUCCCUAGGCUGCAUGCGUACUAUUUGUCGGACCCAUGAGAGUAAUGUAUUCAAGAUACCUGAAGGCCUCACUUUCGAAGCUGUCACAUCGCUGCUCUUACCCGGAAUUACUGCCUACCAGUGUUUGGUCAAUGUUGCUCGUCUACGAAAAGGCGAAAAAGUUCUCGUACACUCGGCUGCAGGUAGCACUGGCCAGGUUACGGUGAGUAUUGCAAAAUGGCUUGGUGCGGAGAUAUAUGCUACUGUUGGGUAUGAUGAUAAAAAGGAGCUGUUGGUCAAGAAGUUUGGACUAGACCCCGAGAACAUCUUUUACAGCCGAGACACAAGUUUUGCCGAGAGUGUUAUGCGCGCCACAAAUGGCUAUGGAGUUGACGUGGUGGUGAACUCGCUUUCCGGGGAUGCCUUACAAGCAUCGUUUGAAUGUGUGGCUCCUUACGGCCGCUUUAUCGAAAUAGGCAAAGCCGACAUCAAUGCGAAUUCCCCCCUAUCCAUGGCCGCCUUCAAGAGGAAUGUGAGCUUCUGUGCGGUGGACAUAUAUCACAUGGGCCAUUUCAGAAAGGAGUUGAUUAGCGACCUCAUGAAAAACGUCCUAGACCUAGUGGCUAAGGGUGCUAUUAGUCUUCCAAGUCCCAUCGAAACUUUCUCAGUAUCGACUAUCGAGGCCGCAUUCCGCCACCUGCAAACUGGUAAGAGCAUGGGACGUAUUGUUAUCACAGUGAAUCAUUCCGAUACCGCCUUGAAGCGCGUCACUAAACGACGCAGGUGGUCUUUGGCCCAGGAUGCCUCCUACCUUAUAGCUGGUGGCCUUGGCGGCCUUGGCCGGGCAAUAUGUAUAUGGUUGGCAGACAAAGGGGCCAAGAACUUAAUAAUACCGUCGAGAUCUGGGCCAUCAUCCAAGGCUGCUUCUGAGCUCAUAUCUGAGCUACAAGAACGUGGUGUGAAGGCUGUAGCACCUAAAUGUGAUGUUACAUCAUAUCCCUCCUUAAAAGAAUUGCUGGAUGACUGCGCCGGUACGAUGCCGCCCGUAAAAGGGUGUAUAAACGCAGCAAUGGUGCUUCAGGAUGCCGUGUUUGACAACAUGACCUUGGAGCAGUGGCAGACCACUAUUCGCUCCAAGAUUCACAGCUCGUGGAAUCUUCAUCGUCAACUCCCCUCGCUCGACUUUUUCAUCUUUUUGUCGUCUAUGGCAGGCAUCAUUGGAAGUGUCGCCCAGUCCAAUUACGCCGCGGGUUGCUCUUUUCAGGAUUCCCUUGCCCUUCAACGGAGCACGCUGGGCGAGAGAGCCUUAUCUCUGGAUAUCGGAUGGAUGAGGGCUAUAGGAAUCAUCGCCGAAACAGAACGAUACCAGCUAAAUCGAAAAAAUGCCGGAGACAUAGGACAGGUAGAAACCGAGGAACUCUUAGCCGUUUUGGAUCUGUAUUGCGGCCCAGCAGAUCCUGAUUUACCACAGAAGGGCCAACUGCUGCUGGGCGUCAUCGUGCCAACAGAACUCGUUGAAAAGGGGCAACCACUCCCAGCCAUUCUCCAAAGGCCGCUAUUCUCGGGUUUCGCGAGCACCGACAAAGGGGUUCAAAGUGAGAGAAGCCAAAAGGGGCCAGACCUAGGGUUUUUAUUCCGACAAGCAGCGACCGCUGAGGCAAGGACAGCCGUAGUUGUCAAGUCACUAUCGGCGAAUCUGGCUCGAGCGAUGAACGGUUCGCCUGAAGAUAUUGACCCGGCAAAGACUUUGUCUGACUAUGGGGUCGACUCACUCAUGGCGAUCGAGCUACGAGAGUGGAUAGGAGCGCAGUUUGGGGCUACGGUUGCCGUAUUUGACAUCAUGGGAGGUAUACCUAUCUCUAAUAUAGGAGCGUUGGUGGUAGCGAGAUCAACGGUAGCAUACAACGCUGUAAACCACUAGAACGUAGGGAGGUUAAAAUAGUCAGAGCUGUUUCAGAAGGAAUUUGAAUGAGAUCAACGUCCGCUCAGACCACUUUGCGACCAAGGCGCAAGACUGAC
This is a messenger RNA of Daldinia vernicosa, 7868 nucleotides long. RefSeq lists its product as uncharacterized. Lineage: Eukaryota; Fungi; Ascomycota; Sordariomycetes; Xylariales; Hypoxylaceae. The transcript has 14 exons. Bases 1 to 7770 code for a protein of 2589 amino acids. Gene Ontology annotation, biological process: secondary metabolite biosynthetic process; fatty acid biosynthetic process. The record is from RefSeq and is a predicted model, not a curated record. Gene Ontology annotation, molecular function: phosphopantetheine binding; oxidoreductase activity; fatty acid synthase activity.